Molecule: messenger RNA, 1017 nt
Organism: Paraglomus brasilianum
Lineage: Eukaryota; Fungi; Glomeromycota; Glomeromycetes; Paraglomerales; Paraglomeraceae
Source: the annotation of a GenBank genome assembly
AUGAAGUUGCUAUCUGUCCUUACACUUCUUGUUGCGACCGCUGGCAUACAGCAAACAAUGGGUCAUCCAGCUGCUGGUACUGCUGAUAUAACCCCCAAUACUAAUGACCCUGUAGUCAAACAAUGGCUAAGCACACUAGAUUUGAGUAAUGUGCCUAAUUUAGGCCCCUCUAAUGGUGGGAAGGUUAAUUACAAUCCAACAUUGUGUGGACCACCCACUGUAAUCGCACCAAACCAGGGUUCAUGGACAUGUCAAAAGUUCGUUGCUCCGGAUGACAUCGUUGACUGCCCUGAUAAGCUCACCUGGGGUCUCACAUAUGAUGACGGUCCAUCAGAAUUCACACCCACAUUAUUGACGGCAUUGGCAGCCAACAAUGUCCAUGCAACAUUCUUUGUCGUUGGUUCUCGCGUGGUGUCUCAUCCCGAUAUUCUUAAAAACAUUAUCGGUCAAGGCCAUAACGUCGCAGUUCACACAUAUUCGCAUCCCUCCCUCACUUCUCUUAGUAACGAUCAGGUUGUCGCCGAGUUAAAAUGGACACUCAAGGCUAUCAAGGAUACUAUCGGCCUUACUCCAAAAUACAUGCGUCCUCCAUUUGGCGACACUGAUAACCGCGUCCGCGCAAUUACAAAGGCAGUUGGUUUAACAACGGUUAUCUGGACUGAUGGCUUUGACACAGAUGACUGGUCCCUUACUACCGGCAAAUCCACAAUUAACGAUGUACUCAACAUAUUUAAUUCAUGGGUAGUAAAGGCACCUUCCAUGCCUCGUGGUUUCCUCGUCCUCGAGCACGAUCUCUUUAAACAAACUGUAGACGCAGCCGUUGUUGUCAUUGGCAAGGCUACCAAGACCAAUUUGAUCAUCAAGACAGUUCCUCAGUGUAUCGGUGAUAAUAGCCCUUAUCUCGAAUCGGUCGGUGCUGCGGAUACUGGAUCUCCAAGUAACGGAGUUGCCCUUGCUGUUCAUGCUGUAAUACCAAUAACUAGUGUUAUCAUUGGUUCUCUCUUCAACUUCAUUUAA